CGUCCCCAAAAAAAAAAAACACUCAAAAUACGUAAACCCACGCCCCUUUCCCAAAAUUACCCCCGUGUCCCCCCCCUCCCCUCUCUCUCCCAUCAUCUCCGGUGAUGGAGAACCAGAGCAGCCACGAACAACCGACGAGAUCCGCGAGGAAGAACCUGAAGCGGAAGCUGGAAGAGGAUUUCGAAGAGGAUCGGAAGGUCGUUGCUCUCUCUCCUCGCGACAACCACGAAGAUCUCGUCCGUAACAUCCGCACGCAGGUCGACAUCCUCGGUUCCACCUUCUCGCCGAUCGAGGCAGAUCGGCUCGCCGCCAAGACCUCUAUUCACGUCCUCUGCGAGCUCGCCAAGAACGAGGAAAUUGUGAAUUUAAUUGUGGAUUGCGGAGCGGUGGCGCCGCUGGUGAGGCAUCUGCAGGCGCCGCCAUCGAGCACUGGUUCGAAGCCGUACGAGCACGAAGUCGAGAAAGGAAGCGCUUUCACGCUUGGUCUUCUCGCUGUGAAACCAGAGCAUCAACAACUCAUUGUCGAUGCUGGAGCUCUGCCCCAUCUUGUUGGUCUGUUGAAGAGGCAUAGGGAUGGUCAAAACUCUAGAGCAGUCAAUGGUGUUAUCAGGAGAGCAGCUGAUGCAAUCACCAACCUUGCUCAUGAGAAUAGCAGCAUCAAAACUCGUGUUAGGAUUGAAGGUGGAAUUCCACUCCUUGUUGAAUUGGUUGAUUUUAGCGACUUAAAGGUGCAGAGAGCAGCAGCAGGGGCUCUGCGAACCCUUGCCUUUAAAAACGAUGAGAACAAAAAUCAGAUUGUGGAAUGCAAUGCCCUACCUACUCUUAUUCUAAUGCUUCGAUCAGAGGAUGCUGCUAUACAUUAUGAAGCGGUUGGUGUGAUUGGGAAUCUGGUGCAUUCAUCUCCGCAUAUUAAGAAAGAAGUUCUGCUUGCUGGAGCGUUGCAGCCAGUCAUUGGAUUACUGAGUUCUUGCUGUUCAGAGAGCCAAAGGGAAGCAGCUUUGCUACUUGGGCAAUUUGCUGCUAAUGAUUCAGACUGCAAGGUGCACAUUGUUCAGAGAGGUGCUGUCCAACCAUUAAUUGAGAUGCUUCAAUCUCCAGACACACAACUAAAAGAAAUGUCAGCUUUUGCAUUGGGGAGGUUGGCGCAGGACACUCACAACCAAGCUGGGAUUGGCCACAGCGGUGGUAUAGUGCCAUUACUGAAGCUUCUUGAUUCAAAAAAUGGCUCUUUGCAACAUAAUUCUGCGUUUGCUCUUUAUGGCCUUGCAGAUAAUGAGGAUAAUGUUGUAGAGUUUGUUAGGGUUGGGGGCAUUCAGAAGCUUCAGGAAGGAGAAUUCAUUGUCCAGCCAACUAGGGAUUGUGUAGCGAAGACUCUGAAAAGAUUAGAGGAGAAGAUACAUGGACGAGUAUUGAGCCAUUUGCUGUACUUGAUGAGGAUUGGAGAAAAGUUUGUUCAAAGAAGAGUUGCUAUGGCUCUUGCUCACCUUUGUUCUCCUGAUGAUCGGAAGGCUAUUUUUAUUGAUAACAAUGGACUUGAGUUGCUUUUAGAGCUUCUUGAAUCAACAAAUGUGAAGCAACAACAAGAUGUUUCAGUGGCUUUAUACAAAUUGGCUACCAAAGCUAGUUCGCUCUGUCCUAUGGAUGCAGCUCCCCCAUCACCAACCCCUCAGGUCUAUUUGGGUGAACAGUUUGUAAACAACCCCACGCUUUCUGAUGUUACAUUUCUAGUUGAAGGCAAGCGGUUCUAUGCUCACAGGAUUUGUCUGCUUGCUUCUUCUGAUGCAUUCCGUGCAAUGUUUGAUGGUGGUUACCGGGAAAAGGAUGCCAAGGACGUGGAGAUUCCAAAUAUCAGAUGGGAUGUUUUUGAAUUGAUGAUGAGAUACAUAUAUACAGGAUCAGUGGAUGUCAAUUUGGAUAUUGCACAGGAGCUUCUCAGAGCAUCUGAUCAAUAUCUUUUGGAGGGGCUCAAGCGUCUUUGUGAGUAUGCCAUUGCACAGGACAUAUCGGCAGAAAACGUGUCACUCAUGUAUGAGUUGUCGGAGUCCUUCAAUGCUUUGUCAUUGAAGCAUGCAUGCAUUUUGUUUAUCUUGGAGAAGUUCGACAAGCUAAGUGCUACGCCAUGGUUCUCUCAUCUUAUUCAACGUAUUUUACCAGAGAUGCGCAAUUACUUUGCCAGAGCGCUUUCUAGGCGUAUCCAAACUGACUUGCCGCAGUAGAUGGGUUGUCUCUGUUGUGGUUAUCGUUUCAAACACAGAAUGUACAGAUUGCGGUUAGUUUCCCCGUUUGCGAGAAAACGGAAGGAGCAAGUGAUCAAUCAUCCUGAUCCAGAGAUGUUUUGCUAAUACCGCGGCUAAUGCGAGUUUCAGGUUUUGGCAGCAGUUAUUCUUCUCGAGUAACUCCCGGGUGUUUCUGCGGAUCAAAAAAAAAAAACUCCCGGGUGUUUCUCAUUUGCAAGCCUGCAAGUCUUUGCAAAAAAGUCCCAAACAAAAGUGGGGGGAAAUGAGAAGAGAUAGCUUAACCUUCGAAAGUUUGUCAUGGUGUGGCCAUGAGAACUAUUAUUGGUUACUUAAUUCUUUGUUCUUUUAAGUAGUGGACUCUCGCUAUGCUUGUAGGACUCUUUUGGCUAUUGACUUUAAGUUUGUACUUUGUAUUACUAACUUCAUUGUCUAUGAAAUGAAAUCUCUUGCUGAGCAAAAA
Rhododendron vialii is the source of this 2697-nucleotide messenger RNA. Its product is annotated as ARM REPEAT PROTEIN INTERACTING WITH ABF2-like. The transcript is spliced from 19 exons. The record is from RefSeq and is a predicted model, not a curated record. Gene Ontology annotation, molecular function: protein binding. NCBI's taxonomy places the organism in Eukaryota, Viridiplantae, Streptophyta, Magnoliopsida, Ericales, Ericaceae. Bases 105 to 2216 code for a protein of 703 amino acids.